Molecule: messenger RNA, 30776 nt
Organism: Loxodonta africana (African savanna elephant)
Lineage: Eukaryota; Metazoa; Chordata; Mammalia; Proboscidea; Elephantidae
Gene: TMEM50B
Product: transmembrane protein 50B
Exons: 7
Coding region: 155-631 (158 amino acids)
Biological process (GO): protein targeting to vacuole; late endosome to vacuole transport via multivesicular body sorting pathway
Source: RefSeq, a predicted model, not a curated record
GGCAUCUCCGCCGGGCGCUCCCCGCGCGCUCCCGUUCCCGGGACUGAGGCGUCGGACGAAGCCGGCCGUGUCGCGCAUAGCUGCUUCUCGUCUGCGCGCGCCUGGGAAGCCUGGAGACAGCAUUGAAUGAAAAACCCAUGCUUAAGGGGUGACAAUGGCAGGCUUCCUGGAUAAUUUCCGUUGGCCAGAAUGUGAGUGUGUUGACUGGAGUGAAAGAAGAAAUGCAGUGGCUUCCGUGGUAGCAGGCAUACUGUUUUUUACAGGCUGGUGGAUCAUGAUUGACGCAGCCGUGGUGUAUCCUAAGCCGGAGCAGCUCAACCACGCCUUCCACACAUGUGGUGUGUUUUCCACAUUGGCUUUCUUCAUGAUAAACGCUGUGUCAAACGCUCAGGUGAGAGGUGACAGCUAUGAAAGCGGCUGCUUAGGAAGAACAGGUGCUCGAGUUUGGCUUUUCAUUGGUUUCAUGUUGAUGUUUGGGUCACUUAUUGCUUCCAUGUGGAUCCUUUUUGGUGCAUAUGUUACCCAAAAUACGGAUGUGUAUCCAGGACUAGCUGUGUUUUUUCAAAAUGCACUUAUAUUUUUUAGCACUCUGAUCUACAAGUUUGGAAGAACUGAGGAGCUAUGGACCUGAGAUCGUUUCUUAAGCCACAGUUCCUUUUUGUUACAUUCUGUUUGUAGAGAACUUUUGAUCUCUCAGCAUAAUUCACACAUUGCCAGAUGGAAUACAUUGUACAUUGUUUCUUUACAUUUUUAUGCUCUGAGUUUUAAUAUAGUUUUAUGAAAUUUCUGUUUUUAUUUUUUUCCAUUGACUAGAUUGUUAAUAUGUAUGUAAUACAGGACUAUGUAUAUUGGACCAUGAGUAUCAGCUUUUUACUCCUGAAGACUUAGAGCUGGAUCUCUUCCCUGAGCCAGGGCUUCAUCACGUCAUCUUACAGUUAACUGCUGUUUCAGUGUAUCUCAUUUCUGAAGAUGCGCAAAAAAUAUAGCUCCAUGUAUCUGAAAUAAGCACUGAGCCAUUGAAAAACAGAUCUUUCAGGAAGUUGUAAUUUAUUUUGGCUUAAAAAUGAGAUUUUUUUUAAGGAAAAAAAUGUUCUUGUGUAUUAAAGAAGUUGACUUUUAUAUGAAGAUUUUUUAAAUGCCUGAAGGACUAGUUUGAAAGCCUCUUUUAGAAACAACCAUGAUAUAACUUUAUUUGGGGAUGGGUAAUACAUGAUCAGAUACACUGAGUUUUAUAAAGUUAAUGUAAAAAGACUGCCAGGAAAACUCGCAACACGUUUCUUAUGAAAGCAGGUUAGAUUCCCUCUUCACAGGGGUUAAGCUUUGACAGCCUGCCAUUAUCCACGUUACAAAAUUCAAUUGUAAAGCAAGUUUGCGACAACUGCCGUUUAAGAGCAUGAACCAUAUAACAAAAAGGAGAAUAAUUAGUUUAAAGAUAAAGUACCUCCUCCCAAAGGGAAUAAUUAUGACCUAGUGAAAAGUUAAGCAUUUCAUCCACUUAAUUACCAGACUGCAAGUCUCUCUCUGCUCUAGCUCUCCAGCUUUGGGUGAAGGCUCCUGCAAAAUAAUAUCUUCAACUUGCAAGUUCCUGCUGCAUUCAGAUACUUAUUACUGAGUUUCAGGCACCGUGUGUAUCCCCUGUACUCUUGUAAGAGACUUCGGAGGAAUAGUUGGGUCUUUAACACUGUUUUUGCUCUCAUUUGUCAUGCAAGUUUUAUGUUGCACUUUUUACCCCAGGGGGAUUUUAUAGAGCCUUUGUUAUAAGAGAGAAUAAUAUAAAUGGUAAUAAUGUCCUUGUUAAUGAAAGCCUUGUUUUGCAUAACCCCUGUCUCUGAGAGGGUUUGCUGGGCACAGAGUAUGAAGCAGGUUGUGGAGUGCUGUGCCUUUGUCUAGCUGCCAUCCUGUUUAAUUCUUCCUUCAUUGUUUUUUCUUCAAAAUGUCAGUAUGCUGUCUUGCUUCCAGUAAAUUGUAAGACUAAUUACUUGUUUCCACUAAAUAUCAUGUCUUACAAAUAGUGUUAAAUUCGUUGGAGAAAAUGAACUAUAAAAACGGUUUGCUUUCCAUUUUUCAGUUAUUCAGGUAGGUCUGAUCACAGAAGCAGCCAUCUUUAUGAAAUGAGAAGCCGCCAGUAUGCUUAGACUCGAGCAGUACUAGCGGGAAGGCUACUGAAGCGCAUCCCAGGGGACCGACCAACAUGGUGACUUUUCUCCUGUUCUUGACUGCUGUUAAAUUUAUUUCUUAAUUGUGAGCAGAUCACCUAGUUGCCCUCUGCUAAUUUCCUCAUUAGAAAAAUAAAAAGGAGAAAACAGUACCCACUCUUACAGACUUUGUGAGUUACAGAGGGUGGAGUCUCUGAAAAUCACAUAGUAUGCAUCUCGCUGUUACACAGAAUCAGUGACCCUUGACUCUGAGUGUUUUUUUUGUGUAAAGACCAGUAUUCCCAGAGGACUCUGUUUUAGUAAUUAUACUAUUUCUGAGGACCCUCAUAUAUUCCUUGUGUUGUUGCCACUGAUGAUCAGAAAACACUAGAUAGAAACUUGCAAUAAAUAAGACGCUGACAUGCAUCAACAUAAUGAAGCAACAAGUUCGAAGACAGAUUGAUGCUAUCAAACCAGGAAAUGUUUGCCAGUUGAGCAAGAACCCCAAGGGUGGGUGAUGUAGAUGCGCUCGACUUGUGUUCUCGAAAUUUUUUCGUGAUGGGAGGGUUUUCAAUUAUGUCAACUCAGGACCAUUGAUUUCAUUGCUCCUGUUUAGAUUUAACUUCUAUCAAAUAAUCUGUCAGUCUUACAGAUUUUUCCCAGUUCUUUCUUGUACUCUGCUGUCAACCCAUUCUCAUUUUGAUUCUCGGGGUUCUUAGCAUCAUAGCACAGAGAUUUUACUUAAAAUCUGUAAGUUUGAGGCUACCUUUAGACUUUUUAAUCUCAAGUAACAACCUGUUAAGCCCUGAGAGAGAAGCAAGUGAGACUAAUUCUAUUCACAUUUGAUGACAAAACCUUGCUUGCUGAAAGUGAAGUGCUUGAAGUACUUUCUGAUGAAAAUUAAAAAGGCAAAGAUUACAUCUCAACAUAAAACAAAAAUCCUCACAACUUAUCCAAUAUGCAACAUGAUAAAUGGAGAAGAUACUGAAGUUGUCAAGAAUUUUAUUUUACUUGGAUUUACAACGCCUAUGGCAGCAGUCAAGAAAUCAAGUGACAUAUUACAUUGGGCAAAUGUGCUGCAAAAGACCUCUUCAAAGUGUUAAAAAGCAAAGAUGUCAUCUUGAGGACUAAGGUGCACCUGACCCAAGCCAUGGUAUUUCAGUUGUCUCAUGUGCGUGGGAAAGCUGGACAAUAAAGACAGAGGACCAGAGAAUUGAUGCAUUUGAAUUAUGGUGUUGGCGAAGAAUAUUGAAUAUACCAUGGAUUGCCAGAAGAACAAACACGUUUGUCUUGGAAGAAGUACAGCUAGAAUGCUCCUUGGAAGCAAGGAUGGUGAGACUUCAUCCCAUGUACUUUGGACAUGUUACCAGGAGGGACCAGUCCCUGGAGAAAGAUGUCAUGCUUGGUGAGGUAGAGGGUCAGCAAAUAAGAUGAAGAUCCUCAAUGAAAUGGACUGACAUGUGGGCUGCAAUCAAUGGGCUCAAGCAUAAUUUUGAGGAUGGCGCAGGACCAGGCAGCGUUUCGUUCUUUUGUACGUAGGGUUGCUGUGAGUCGGAAACAGCUUGACAGUACCUAACAACAGCAGCAGCUCACUUUUUGUCGUGAAAAAGAUACUUGAGCUUGUGCUGUUAUUUCACAGCAGGCACUUCACUGUCACCUCUUCAGACAGGAGAGAUUAGAGUGGCAAGUAGAAACAACCGGAAGUAGAAAUUAUCUGAGUCACUUUGUUGACUGUUUUCCCGUGUUCCUUUGACUGAAAAAAGGAAGCCUGAAGUGAUAGGUUCAGCACUUCUGCAGAAUUCCUGAGGAAAAUCAGGACAUCCUUUUUUAAUCCUGGCAUGGUAGCUUUUUACUGUGAAGGAAUUGUGUCACAGUUUGUUUUUACAACCCAUCCAUUUCCCCAGAAAUAGUCUUUAUCAUAACUCCAUUUUAUUAGCCUGACUCUGUAAUAACUAAGAUGAUUUUUAUUUUUCUUGUCCUCCCCGCUUCUCCAUUUCAUUAUACCCAGGCCACAGGUGUUUUCUCCUCCACCUCUGUUUUCCCCUUCCCCCCAUACCUUAAAUUUGCAAGCUUUCCAAAUAGCUAAAGGUCUAUUUUUUAAUUUUCCUUUAACAUAUACUGAUAUUUUUUCAUAACCUUACCUGUCAUAGUCCAUUUCUUUCCCAUGUCAGUAGUCUCCUGCCAGCUUAACCUUGCCGUUUUAGGGCCCUGUUUCAUAAUGCCAUUUCUCUGCUCAGUAGUGACAGCCAGCAUUUACUGGGAACUGAGCGUGGUGUGUGGUCUCAUUUCUUUCUCACGACCUGGAGGUAGGAGCUUUUAUCCUCCUGUUGGUACCCUCAUGAGGCUACGGAGGCACAGAGAGGGGAGGUGACCUGCCCACAGGUUAGGGUCAUGGUUCAUUCAGGCCUUUCUUCCUGACCCACAGUCCUGCUCUUCUUGGCCAGCAUUUCCCAAGCUGUCCAUAGCACGCUGGUGUUCCUUUAGGUGUAGCCUGGAAGAGGGUGUGUUGUAUCAAAGAAGCUUGGGAAACACUGGGCCAAAAGAGAUUAAGACACUUUUUUUCUCCUGUAAUGUUUUUUAUAGCUUGUUUUAUUUGCACUGUAUUUUGGGGGAGGGAAGUUUCUCAACUUUGAUUUUUGCUCCAUCUGUCUAUUCUUAUGUUAACACACUAUUUCCUUUUUUUUUAUUAUUUAAUAAAGUACUUUUUACAAAAUCUUACAGUGCAGAUCUAUUUUUCAUUAAAAAAUUUUAUACACAUUGUGACCUUGGUUGCAGUCUCCGCAGUGUGUCAGCACUCUCCACCUUUCCCUUCCCACCCCGGGUUCCCUGCGUCCAUUCACCCAGUUUUCCUGUCCCUUCCUGCCUUCUUGUCUUUGCUUUUGGGCAGGUGUUGCCCUUUUGGUCUGGUGUACUUGAUUGAACUAAGAAGGACAUUCCUCACAUAUGUUGUUUGCUUUAUAGGCUUGUCUAAUCUUUGGCUGAAAGGUGGACUUUGGGAGUGGCUUCAGUUCUGAGUUAGCAGGGUGUCCGGGUGCCAUAGUCUCUUGUCAGACCAGCAAAUCUGGUCUUUUUUUUUUUUUUUUGUAAAUUUAAAUUCUCUACAUUUUUCUCCUCUGUCCGGGACCCUCUAUUGUGAUCCCUGUUAGAGUGGUCGGUGGUGGUAGCCGGCACCAUCUAGUUCUCCUGGGCUUAGGCUGGUGGAGGGAUUGUAUUUUUUAAUACUAAAACAUCUUUUAAAAUUUUGUAAAUUUUUUUUGUUGUUGAGAAUAUACACAGCAGAACAUACACCAAUUCAAUUUCCACGUGUACAAUUCAGUGACAUUCUUCGAGGUGUGCACCCAUUCUCACUCCCCUUUUCUGAGUUGCUCCUCCCUUAUUAACAUAGACUCACUGCCCCCUAAGCUUCCUGUCUAACCUUUCAAGUUGCUCUUGUCCCUUGGAUCACUUCCACAUGGUUCUUUAAAAGGGCACAGUGUGUAAGGCAGACAGUCUUUACUAAUUAAGCUAAACUUUUGUUUUUAAGAAGAUUUCAGGGGAUAUUUAUUUUCAAGUUGCCAAUCUUUUGUGAUUUAGGUGAAAGUUUGCAGCACAAAUUAGUUGCUCAUUCAAAAAUUUAUACACAAAUUGGUCCAUGGCAUUGACUGCAAACCCCCAUUGUGUCAGCACUCUCCCCCUUUCCCUUUCCACCCCAGGUUCACCGUGUCCAUUUGCCCAGUUUUCCUGUCCCCUCCUGCCUUCUCGCCCUUGUUCCUUGUAUGGUGUUGCCCAUUUGGUCUCGUAGACUUGAUUGAUCUAGGAAGCACAUUCUUCAUGUGUGUUACUGUCUUAUAGGCCUCCCUCAUCUUUGGCUGAAAGGUGAACUUUGAGAGUGGCUUCAGCUCUGAGUUAGCAGGGUGGUCCAGAUGUCGGGAUGUUUUUGGUUUAAGGUUUAAAGAUUAUCUCAGACAGUAGUUUCAGGGUGCCAUAUAUAUCUAGGCAGAAGAGGUUAGCUAAGCCUUGUUUCCCUGCUGUAGGGGUGCAAUCUUCUCUCCUGGAACACCUUGAGAAAUAGAAUCUGGGGAAGCGCUGUUGUGAUUUUUAAAGAUUAAAUAAAAAACCAAAAAACCAAACCCAGUACCAUGGAGUUGAUUCCAACUCAUAGCGGCCCUAUAGGACAGAGUAGAACUGCCCAUAGAGUUUCCAAGGAGCGCCUGGUGGAUUCAAACUGCUGACCCUUUGGUUAGCAGCCGUAGCACUUAACCACUACACCACUAGGGUUUCCAAAGAUUAAAUAGGACCCAGGAAAUUAACCGAGAGGGAGAGAAACAUUGAGGUGUGGAUGCAGCUGGCCUUGGGGAAAGCCCCUGGCCAGCCCGAGAUGGAGGAUAAAGAUGGUGAUGAGGCAGGUGGAGGAGGAGUAUUUCCGGUUGUGUUGUCACCAGAGAAUUCUGGGGGUUUUGGAGUGGAGGUUCCUGGGCAAAUACAGAAUUUAUGCUUCAACUGGUUUACUUCUCUGUUAUUCUGGCACUGCCACUUAUUAGCUGUGUGACUCUGAGGCCGUUUCCCCAUCUGUAAGUGGGGAAUUGAGAGUUAACAUGGGAAAAUGCCUAGCGUAGUGGCUGGAAGUAGAAGGUGAUUAAUAAAUAUAGGCUCCAUCAUCCCCUGACGGCUUUGUCCGAAAAGGAUGUUUCCUUCCUCAUUCGAUGGCGUUUUAGCCUCUUGUCACGAGGUGGCAUCCUACCUUAAAGUCAGUUGGUUUUUGUUGUUUUGAGCCUGCCAGUAUUUCUUUUUUGUAGUGUUACCACAAGCUUAAAUCAUUUUACACAGACUUUAGAUGAUACUACAUGGCUCUUCAAUUUUUUAUUUGUAGCAAAUAGGAUUAUUUUACAUUUCUACAAAUAGGCAUGACAGGGCAGACCUUCCUACCCUCGAGGACUGUGCCAGUGUGGAGAGCCUGGGAUCUUCAAUUUGGAAGCAUUGUGGCCUCCCCCCAACCCAGAGGUCUGGACGGACAACCAGAGAACACUCAGAAAAGGAUGUGAUUGAUAGGACUUACUUCCCCUUGUUAAUAUUUCAGGUGCCAAAAAGUGAUUCAAUAUGAUAAGGCUAUCUCCCUCCCAUUAUGAAAGUUGUGAUUUUAGAGGGUGUUUGUUUUGAAAUAAUUUCAUACAGGAAAGUCACAAAAAAAUAGCACAAGGAACUCCUGUAUAACCUUUAGAUUCCCCAAAUAUUAGUGGUUUACAACUUUUGCUUUUUUUUCUUCUGAAAUGUUUAACAAUAUGUUUCAGACAUUCUGCCUCUUUACCCUUGAAUAUGUUUUUCUCAAAACAUGACUGCAUUACAGUAUCAGAAUCAGGAAAUGAACAUUGAUGGGGUACUGCACACCUUAGUCACAUUUUGCCAAUUGUCCCUUUAACGUGCUUCAUAAACUAAAAAACCCAAACUUGUUGCCAUUGAGUUGAUUCCAACUCAUAGCGAUCCUAUAGGACAGAGUGGAACUGCCCUAUAGGUUUUCCAAGGAGCGGCUGGUGGAUUUGAACUGCCGACCUUUGGGUUAGCAGCCAAGCCCUUAACCACUGCGCCACCAGGGUUCCAAUGUGCUUCAUAGUGAAAAACUAAUUUUUUUUUCUGUCAGACAGGAUCCAAUCCAUGAUCACACAUUGCAUUUAGUUGUCAUGUCCCUUAAAAAACAAAACCAUUGCCUCGGAGUUGAUUCCGAUGCACAGUGACCAUUAAAUCUGGAGCAGUUUCUCAGUCUUUGGCUUUCAGAGCCGGGCAUUUUUGAACAAUGCAGACCAGCUGCUCUGUAGGCUGCCUCUCACCUUGGGUUUGUCUGAUACUCAUUCGGUUUAUGCGCUUUGGGCAGGAGUACCACAGAGGUGAUGCCGAGUUUUCAGCACCUGGCAACAGCAACUCCUGCCUGUCCCACUAUUGGUGAUUUGAAUUUUGAUCGCCUGGUUCAGGUGGUGUCCACUACGUUCCUCCACUGUAAAGUUGCUGUUUUUUCCUUUGUAGUUAAUAUCUUGUGAGAAGACACUGGUGAAUUUUUAAUAAGUGAAACAGACAGUAUAUGGAGUUGAACUAAAGUGGUCCCGUGAUGUCAGAGAGGAUAAACAAACAUAUAUACUAAAUUGGAGUCUCUACAUCAGUGACUGUUUCUCACCUUAUUGGAGAAAAGCCCAGUGAGGGAGGGGGGAGGAGGGAACAAUUCAUUCCGAAGUCUGCCGAUUUCAGGCCCUGCCCUAUCCCAGCAUCUCCUAGGCCAGAGCUUUGUGCACUGGUUUUAUAUGAAAUUUGUGAUAUUAUCUCAGGAAUAAAAAAAGACGAUUCUCAUAGAAAAUUUUCGGAAAACACAGAAGAGUAGAAAAAAUCCACAUUACCACCUAGUGUUUGCUAGUGGCAUUUUGGUGUACAGUAUGUUAUUUGUGGUGGUUUUGCAUUUUAAUAUAGUUAUGGUCAAACGAUACAUGUACUUUUGUAUCCUGAGUUUUUCACUUAACAUUAUUUUAAAGUGUUUGGUACUAGACAGUGAUCUGGAAAGGAAAAGUCAGACAGGUAUUUAAUUACAAAUGUAUUUAUGAUGCAAAACAAAACCGUUGCUGUUGAGUGGAUUUCGACUCAUCGCAUUAUUACCUAAAUGUGAUUUUGUGAGUUGGCAUGGGAACCUAACCACAAAUCUUGACUUGUCAUGAGAAAAUUCAAAGCCUCAAAGGAACCAAAUUUCCUCUGGAACCUCCAUAGUUGCUCAGUCAGGAUCGCCGGCAGGGUUGCUGUGAACAUUAGUGGUCCGUGUACGUAGACGGCCCCCCUGGGGUUGUGUAGAGCCCAACCUACAAGGAUGUGCAGGUGGCCUUGCUGACUGGUACUCAGUACGUCCUUUAGUGUCGCCUGGGGCUGGCUACUUGAGAAGUGUUGGGGAACGUCUGGAGGUAGACAUAGUCAUACUAAGAUUCACCACAUUUCAGAAAAGAAAUAGUCAAGAAACAUAUUUUUUGUUGUUGUUAGAUGCUGUCUGGUUGGUUCCAACUCAUAGCGACCCUACAUACCACAGAAUGGAACACUGCCCAGUCCUGCGCCAUCCUCACAAUUGUUAUGCUUGAGCCCAUUGUUGCAGCCACUGUGUUAAUCUAUCUCAUUGAGGGUUUUCGUCUUUCACUGACCCUCUACUUUACCAAGAAUGAUGUCCUUCUCCAGGGCCUGGUCCCACCUGACAACACGUCCAAUGUAUGUAAGAUGAAGUCUCGCCAUCCUUGCUUCUAAGGAACAUUCUGGUUGUUCUGGCAAUCCAUGGUAUAUUCAGUAUUCUUCACCAACAUCAUAAUUCAAAUGCAUCAAUUAUUCUUUGGUCUUCCUUAGUCAUUGUUCAGCUUUCACAUGUGUAUGAGGCGAUUAAAAACACCAUGGUCCGAGUCAGGCGCACCCUAGUCCUCAUCUUUGCUUUUUAACGCUUUAAAGAGGUCCUUUGCAGCAGAUAUGCCCACUGCAAUACGUUGCUUGAUUUCUUGACUGCUGCUUCCAUGGGCGUUGAUUGUGGAUCCGAGUAAAAUAAAAUGCUUGACUUCAAUAUUUUCUCCAUUUAACAUUUCAGAAAAGGAAUAGUCAAUUAACACUUUGGUUUAAGUAACUGAACUUUUUUUGGCCAGACACUUUAUCUGCCUGUCCAUAAAGACCUCUUGGUGUUAUCUGGACUCAUCAGCUCAGUAAGGGCUUAGACCUUCUUAGGCUUUUUCAGUUACAGAAACAAAAGCAGCCCCGGGGAGCUCGCUAUUCUCAAGGGCCUGUGAGCAGCAGGGAGGUCUGAGGUAUGGGGUGAAAACGGCUGAAAGAUUCACACUUCCCACAAAAUCGGACGUUCUCAGUGAAAAUGCACACUGUUUGGCAAACAGCUCAGUUAUUUUGAGGGCCCUGGGGCACCUCGAAGGGACGUGGAGUUCUUUUUCAGUAGCUAAGAGACACAUAACUACUGACUCUGCAGACUUAUUUCAACAUUAUGGACAGAAGUCAUUUAAAAUGAAAUAAAAGUGACAAAGGCAGCGUUGGCUAGUAACUGAGCUGUUCCCCACAUGGGCAACUCAUAAGAGUGCUCCUGGGUGAGAGAGCAGCAGCUGUUUAUGUCUUCAAUAUGUCAGCCACUGUCCUACAGAGAAGGUCUCCUUUCUCUCCCCUCCACCCCAAAUCUAUCAGUUUUUUGUAACAUGGUGGCUUACAUGUUGCUAUAAAGCCCAAAGCUAUGCCACCAGUAUUUCAAAUACCAGCAGGGACAGCCAUGGUGGACAGGUUUCAGUGGAGCAUCCCCACUCAGACAGACUAGGAGGAAAAGCCUGGUGAUCUGUUUCUGAAAAUUAGCCAGUGAAAGCCUUAUGGAUCACAGAAUAUUGUCGGAGACUUUGACUCGCUUACUUUGGACGCAUCUUCAGGAGGGACGUGACACUGGAGGACAUCAUGUUUGGUGGAGUGGAGGGCCAGUGAGGGCGAGGGAGACCCUCAGUGACAUGGACUGACACAAUGGCUGCAACAAUGGGCUCAAACGUACCAAAUCAUGAAGAUGGCGCAGGACCCGGCAUCAUUUCCUUCUUUAUACACAAGUUCGCCAAAAGCAGACACCAACUAGAUGGUGAUUAAUAACAACCCCUACUCUCGCCUCCAGCCCGUUUCCUGGCCUCCCCUCCCCACCCCCUGCUUCCCUCCCCAUCUCAUUCAGCUGCAUCAUCACCCACUAUAAUUUUGGGUUCACCCAGAAGCUGGUCUCCCAGGACACCAGCCCUCUAGCUGGCCAUCUUCUGGUGGGGCCAGUUAAGGCCUGCAGAGUCCUGGGGGCACCAUUCCAUGCAGACCCCAGAGAUGUGUAUUUUUUUUUUUAAGAAGAGAAUUUGUAGCAGUUGAAAGCAAAGGGUCUUGAAGACGGGCGCCUUUAUCUAAUUCACACAAAGGUACUUUAUAGGCUGGCAGAGAUCCUGACCCAAUGAUUCUGUCAUCUCUGGAUGGAUACCUACGUAUUCUUCUUGGUAUCCAAAAACCAUCUGCCAUCGAGUUGACCCCUAAUCUCUGUAUGGAGUUCCUGGGUGGCACAAUCAGUUAAGUGCUCGACUACUACCUGAAGGGUUGGCAGUUUGAACCCACCCAGGGCUGCCUUGGAAGGCAAGCCUGGCAAUCUGCCUCUGAAAGGUCACAGCCUAGAAAACCCUAUGGAGCACAGUUCUUCUCUGCCACACACGGAAUUGACUUGAUGGCAACUAACAACAACGAUCUCUGUAUCCAGCCUUCCCUGGUACAUAGUACAUAAUGUGCUUUAUAGGAUGUGUCAUUGUCAUUAGCUGCUGUCAAGUCAGCCAGAUUCAUGGUGACCCCAUGUACAACAGAAUGAAAUGCUGCCCAGGUCCUGCGCCAGUCCCUUGAUCAGUUGUAGAUUAGACCAUUGUGAUCCAUAGGGUUUUCAUCGACUGAUUUUUGGAAAUAGACUGCCAGGCCUUUCUUCCUAGUCUUAGUCUGGAAACUUCACUGAAACCUGUUCAGCAUCAUAGCAACACACAAGCCUCCACUGCCAGAUGAGUGGUGGCUGCAUAUGAGGUGCACUGGCUGGGAAUUGAACCCAGGUCUCCCGCAUGGAAGGUGGGACUUCUACCACUGAAGCAGCACUGCCAUAUAUUAAGUACCACUAUCACCCCAUAUAACAUGUAACCCCUGAAUCAGACAGUUCAGAGUCAGAUGGCUUGUGUAGGGACCUAGUCGACCUUCUGGUUUUCUUUCUGUAACUGCAUAAACCUAAGUAAUGGGACUGAGUCUGUUUUCUCCUAUACAUUGAGUACUUGAUCAUACAGGGGUCAGCAAACCUUCUCUGUAAAGGGCCAGGUAGUAGAUAUUUUUGAUUUUGGAAGCCAUACAGUUUCUGUCAUGACAACUCUGUCUGGAGCACAGAAGCAGCCAGAGAUAAUGAAUACACAAAUGUGGCUGGGUCCAAUAAAACUAUUUAUGGAUAAUGAAAUUUGAAUUUCAUAUAAUUUUCAUGUGUCAUGAAAGGUUCCCUUCCCCCUCUCCCCAAGCACCAUUUAAAGAUGUAAAAACAAUUCCUAGCUCACAGGCCGUAUGAAAACAGAGAACUGGUUGUAACCCGUGGGCUGGAGUUUACCCCGUUAUAGAUGACUUACAAGACUGCUUCCAACUCGGACGUUCAUGGUUAUGUACUUAGCUUGACUAGAAAUUAAAGGCCACAUUAGUGUAAAUAUUAAUCCCAAUGAUGAGUCAUCUAUUUUACAAAGUAGAAGCAGGGGUUUAGUUUGGAAAGUACCACAAUGAAGGAAGCAUAUGACUUACUCGAAUAAUUCCUGUCCCUUUUCCUUGGGUCACAGGGAAGCCCAGGCCUCCUAAGGUGUUUAUUGUUAGAACAGUGAGGAGGAUCUGCAGAGCUGCAGCUGGUUUGGGCUCUGUGCUAGCCUUCCUCUAUGAGCAAUGACCACGGCCAGCCUGGCCUGGGAGAGGCAUCUGGACAUAGUGCCGGCCCUGGGCUUGGACUCUGAGUGUCGCUAUAUAAAGCCACUGCUUCAACCCGUAGGCCAGGCUUUCUGGUCCUGACACAUAGUGACCACUGGCUCCAGGAUUCUAGACACUCUGCCUGAAAACCAGUGCAGCGUUCUCAGAAUCUGGCUCCAAAGGCCAGCCUGCUUGCCUCUGACAGGCUAUACCCUCUGCUUUUAGCAAUGGACUCAUCUGCCCCGUCCAGCUGGGCCCACAGUGUUCUCUUUCUGCCAUAUUCACAUCCUCCUCUUCUCAUAUCAGUCCAGUGACCCAACCAAGGAAGCUUCUCCAUCUCAAACUUCCUAAAUGUAAGCCUUUACAAUGUCCAUCUACUAACCCUACCUCCAAACCUGUCCCAACUCAAGGUGAACCUAUUAGUGAAAGGAGAUGGCUCACAGGAGGACUUGUAAGCCUGGUAUGGGGGCUGUGGGUGAGAGUCCUUUUAACUCUUGCUACCCUGAAUGGCCCAUCACCCAUCUGUCCGUUUGUUGUACUGUGGUGGCUUGCGUGUUGCUGUGAUGCUGGAAGCUAUGCCACCGUAUUUCAAAUACCAGCAGGGUCACCCAUGGUAGAUGGGUUUCAGUGCAGCUUCCAGACUAAGAAGAAAGGCCUGGCAAUCUACUUCCAAAAAUCACUCAGUGAAAAUCCUAUGGAUCACAACAGAACAUUGUCUGGACUCACUUGCCUUGGACAGGUCAUAAGGAAGAAGCAAUCGCUAGAGGAAGAGAUCACAUUUGGUGGAGCAGAGGGCCAGUGAGGGCAAGGGAGACCCUCGCUGAGAUGGACUGGCAAAAUAGCUGCAAUGAUGGGCUUGAACAUGCCAGCAAUGAGGAUGAUGCAAGACUGGGCAGUGCUUUGUUCUCUUGUACCUAGGGUCACCAUGAGUUGGCGUUGACUCGAUGGCAGCUAUCUAUCUUGAACAGCAGGGUGCAUGAUGCGUGAAGGUUAGCCAACAGCCAGUUCCCUACCAGCAGGAUCUAUGGUACAGGGCCCCAUCCUUGAAUACAGCAGUUCCAUUACUUGGUGCCUGAAGCUUCACGGACCUGCAGUCAGCAGCUCCUCCUCCCAUGAGCCUGACCUUGAGGUACCGUCAGGAUAGAGCUGCCCCAGGGCUUCUUCCUGCAGCAACUGUGUCACUUUGUAUGGAAGGCGGAUGAAGCUACACAUCGUUUCUUUAAUGUUAGGAGUCUUAGAAAUGGGUUUUACAUACAUACUUUGACCAAAGAGCCACAUCCUGGUCCCAUCAGAUGACUUGCGGGCCCCAUGGAUGUCAGCCUGGUCUAUUAGCUAAUUCCCUCGACUGCUCACAAACUCUUGCACAGCGUGAAUCACUCACACACAAAUGACAUGCUCACGGAGCUUCUGAAAAUACCCUCUUAAAACUUCUCAAGGAAUCAAGUGACAUGGCCAGAAGGUUUGUGCUGAGUUCCCAGGAGGCCUCAAUAUAGCUCUAAACCAAAGCAAACCAAACCCAUUGUUGUAGAGUCGAUUUGACUCCUAGCAACCCUAGAGGACAGGAUAGAACUGCUCCUUAGGGUUUCCAAGGAGCGGCUGGUGGAUUCGAACUGCGGACCUCUUGGUUAGCAGCCAAGCUCUUAACCACUGUGCCACCAGGGCUCCUUGAUAGCUCUCGGGGGUGCUAUUUAAGAAAGCAAAAGUAUAGACGUAGUAAUUCUAAAAAGCUCAAACUUUGCAGAAAAUAGGCCAAAAUAAACAAGGCAAAGUGGAGAGAAAAGACUUCACUCAGACUUUGUAAAAAGUUAACAUAUGUAAAAAGUUAACUAUACAAUCUUUUAUUUCUAGCUUGGAAAAAAAAAAAACUUAAAUUACUAGGAAAAUAUGUACAGGAUUAGUCACAUUUUAUAAAUCAGUGGACUGGAUGUGAAGGCCACCUGGCUCCCCUGGUUGGGCAAGGCUGGAGAGGCCCUGAGACCAGCCCACCGUUCCCGGCUCCUCUGCAGGUCCAGAAGAGAAGCCAGCCUCCAGUACAUCCAGCCCACCACUGUGUCCUCUCCAGCCUCCCUCUCAGCCAACACUGAAGAACACACCUGAGGUAUACCACAGCCAUCUUGCUAAGAAGUAAUUACAUGCCUUUUUAGUGUUUAAGAAAAAACCUUAAUUUUUCUGGGAUAUCUUUGUAGAAUCAUUCUAGGAACUGGUAUGAUUUAGAAAAUUCUCAAAGGAAAAAAAAAAGUAAGCUUCUCUGUACCCCAGACCUGCUCCCUCUCACCAGACUCCAGCAGGGCCUUGUUAGCGGCAGGAAUAUGGGGUCCCAGUGUCUGUAAAGCCCAGACGGGAGCGUCAGCUGCACCACCGGCUCAGUGCCUUCUUUCCGGGAACGGUGGGGCCGGGCCAGCGCUUUGGUUCAAAGUAUUCUGGAGAGCAUCUUCCCGCUCCUUUUCUGGAAGUGAAACGAUGGACACAGAGUCCCAGGCAUCUUCCUUCGGUGACCUGUCCUUGUCCAAGGCCUCCAAAAUAGGUUGAGCUGGGUCCUUUAAAUACUUGGAAAAGUUGAAAACCAUAAUCGUUUUUAGUUCAUCAGUUCAACAUAGCAGGCCUUUUAUUUUUAAUUGGCACAAAUCUGUUAAACCUGUUGCUGUGGAGUCAAUUUUGACUCAUAGUAACCCUAAAGGACAGAAGAGAGCUGCCCCGUAGGGUUUCCAAGGAGCAGCUGGUGGAUUCGAACUGCUGACCUUUUGGUUAGCAGCCGUAGCUCUUAACCACUGUGCCAUCAGAGCUCCUUAAUCGGCACAGUUAUGUUUUAUUCACAUACAGCUUCCAACUCUGCCCACCAGUGAGACAACUUCUAAAAGUGAAACACCUGCCACCUCUCAUCUCAUGAAUGAUUUAAUUGUAAUCAAAGGGCCAACCGAGUUCAGGCUCUAAACGUGUAAAAAGACGUAACUGAGGAAGAGCCAGUUCUCACUUGCUACACUCAGUGCGAAAACAAACAAAAAAACCCCAAAAGCCAAACCCAUGAUGCCGGUGAGUCAAUUCUGACUCAUGGGGACCCCACAUGUUACAGAAUAGAACUGCUCCAUAGGGUUUUCUGGGCUGUAAUCUUUACAGAAGCAGAUCGCCAGGCCUUUCUUCUGUGGCACCACGGGGUGGGUUCAAACCUCCAACCUUCAGGUUAACAGUCAAGUGCAAACUAUUUGGCCACCCAGGGACCAUGGCACUCAACUCAGGCCUGUGGAUUAUCAAUCCUAGAACAUCUCUAACUCCUUAGUGAGCGAGGAAACAGGACCUCUGGUUCACCUAGGAGGGGGAGGAAGAGGGCAAGAGAACCGGGAUUUUUCUCAGCCAUGCCCAGCACCUGUCGGUUCCACCUUCACACAAAAUGCAGCAAGCAGAGAAUCUGGGAGUGAAGCCCAAUGGCCAGGGGCCAGGGAAAGUGACGAGGCUGUGUCCCCCAUCUGAAGCAAUGUUUCAAGGUGCUUAACGUUCCCUUUCACUGUUGCCCCUGCCCCCAGUUACCCAGGACCUGGUGCCCAGCUCUUGGAAAUGCUAAAAGACACGUACAGGAAGCUUCGGCCUGGCUGGUUCAAAGAGGAACAAAACCGGUCACGUGCACUUGUGAAAGCCUCAGAGGUACAAGCGAUGUGACUCAUGAGUCUCAUGUCACUCUGGUAAGUAUUUUUCACUCUUUCCCAGGAAAGUGACCCAAAAGGCCUUGUGUUUUAGAUUCACGCUAAACAGGAAGAACAGUUAGUAGUAAAUUCACUUAUCAGGGCCCAGCUGGGAGUUUACUGUGUGACAGAGAUCACUAAUGAGACCAAAAUCCUGAGGCCUGUGGGAAGCUGUCAUUCUGUGCAAACAUUGGCCGGGUAGGCUCUACUAGGGGUUUAUUUAACACUGAUGUGAUUUAUAUGAUAGCUGCACUUUAAAUGUCUGACAGAGAAAGGAAAACAGAUGACCUCAGUUCUUUCUAGAAGUGACACUAUGUCUUUACAGACUUAGUCCUUAUCUGAAAAAUAAAAAGCCAAACCAGAUGCUGUUGAGUUGACUCUGACUCAUGGCGACCCCAUGUGUGUCAGAGUAAAACUGUGCUCCAAAGGAUUAUCUUUUUUUUUUUUUGUUAAUUGUUCUUUAGGUGAAAGUUGACAGAGCAAAUUAGUUUCUCAUUCAACAAUUUAUACACAAAUUGUUUUAUGACACUGGCUGCAGCCCCCACAAUGUGUCAACACUCCCCUUCCCUACCCCAGUCCCUGUUUCCAUCUGUCCAUUUUUCCUGUUCCUUCCUGCCUUUUCAUCAUUGCUUUUGGGCAAGUGUUGCCCUUUUGGUGUAUACGUGACUGAACAAAGCAGCACGUGCCUCACCUGUGUUCCUGUUUGUUUUAUAGGCCUGUGUAAUCUCAGGCUGAAGGGUGAACUUCGGGAGUGGCUUCAGUUCAGAGUUUAAAGGGUGUCUGGGGGCAAUAGGCCAUAGGGCUUUCAAUGGCCGAUUUUUCAGUAGGUCGCCAGGCUUUUCUUCUAAGAUGUCCAUGGGUGGGUUAAAACCACCAACCUUUUGGUUAGCAUCUGAGCGCUUAACCAUUUAUUCCAUCCAGCGAGCCUUAUCUAACAUCUGCUCAGUCUAGAUAUAAAAAGUAAGACUUUGCUUCAAUACCUUUACCCCUAUUUUACUGAAGAAAAAUGCAAACGCUCUGAAGGAAAUCCUGUUAAAUGCUCUCCUCUUGGCUAGCCUCCGCUCCUGAGAAUGUCCUGCCCGUGUCUGCAGAGGGCCUGGCCUCCUCACAGAGCCUCAGGGGGGUGGGAUGGUGUGGAAAACAAGACUUUUCACAAGACCGUUCGGCUUUUCUUAAAAAAACAAACAAACAAACAAACAAACCUGUUGCCGUCAAUUCCAACUCAUUGCAACCCUAUAGGACAGACUAGAACUGCCCUAUAUGGUUUCCAAGAAGCAGCUGGUGGAUUCAAACUGCCGACCUUGUGGUUAAUAGCCAAGCUCUUAACCACUGAUCCACCAAGGCCCUGUACCAGAGUACGGUGGGUCCUAAUAAUAAACCCCUUCUGAGUGGCGUCUUGUAAAAGGGGAGAGCAGACAUGUAGACGGGGUCAAAUAUGAAGGGGGAGAGGCCACGUGAAGACACAUCUACCAGCAGCAAAGUAACACCAAGGAUUGUUGGCAGCCGCCAGAAGCUAGGGGAAAGGUGUGAACGUUUUCCUGAGGACUGUUGGCAGCUGCCAGAGGCUAGGGGAGAGGUGUGAACAUUUUCCUGAGGACUGUUGGCAGCCACCAGAAGCUAGGGGAGAGGUGUGAACGUUUUCCUGAGGACUGUUGGCAGCCAACAGAGGCUAGGGGAGAGGUGUGAACAUUUUCCCGAGGACUGUCAGCUGCCACCAGAGGCUAGGAGAGAGGUGUAAACAUUUUCCUGAGGAUUGCUGGCAGCCACCAGAAGCUAGGGGAGAGGUGUGAACAUUUUCCUGAGGACCGUUGGCAGCCACCAGAGGUUAGGGGAGAGGUGUGAACAUUUUCCCUAGGAUUGCCAGUGGGCCUCCAGAAGCUAGGAAAGAGGUGCGAACAUCUCGUCUCUCAGAGCCUUCAGAAGGAAUCGACAAAGCCAACACCCUGAUCUGGACUCCCAGCCUCCAGAACUGUGAGACGAUAAAUUCCUGUUCUUUCAAGCUGCCCACUUUGCGGUGUUUUGUUAUGGCAGUGCUAGAAGACAAAGACAUGCUACUGUUUUUAGCUCAAAUCUCUGUGUCCACAGCUCUGUCCACUGCUGCCCUCGUAGGUAUGACCUCACAUUGAUGCACCCACACGUCACCCAUAUGGACGUGACCGCACCUACCUCUUCUAUUUGUAAUGGGAUCUUGGGUGGAGAAUGAAACCAGUAUUUAACCAGGCCUCUGUAUUUCAGGACCAGGAAGAAACAGGCUCCCAUUGGCAACACCACUGACAGAAAGGUUCCCACAAAGAUCAGGAUGGCUUGUUCAAGUUCAGUAGCAGCUAAAAAGAUGACAUGAAAGUGAAAAAGAUGACAUUCCCACAUGUGAUACAAACAUCAGUUAAUUUUUCACCCACCACUAGCUUCAACAGUAUUUGUCUCCCAGUAAAAUGGACAGAUACCCUCACCCCCAUGUGCUUGAAUCAACAGCUAUGAAGGCAAUCCCCUAACAGUAUCUCAGCUGUUGGGCAGCUUUUGGUGCUGCAGAGCUCAGCACAAGCUCAUUACUCCUACAGAUAACUGCUCUCCUCUCCGCCCCUCCCUGUCUCCUCUCCCACACCUCCCUUACUUAAUAUGCAUUCCCUGAUUUCACUCUUUUAGGGGUGUUCUGUUCCCAGCUUAGAAAGGGCAUGAAAGUACAUUUUACCAUCAGUUGUUGUCUCAGAGCAAGAUAUGUUGCUUAAGUGCCCAGGUCGAACGAUGCCUUGUGCUGGCCAAACAAGUUCUGCCUUGACUUGUAAACAGUAUACACGUAAGGGUUUUAAGCCAUCCAACAAAAUGAAAUUGCUCUUGACAGGGCCUUUAACCUAUUUAAGACAACCACACACGUCAAUCACCAAAACAGACAGGUGCGUGCCACUUCCAUCUUUUCCACUGUGUCUCAGGGUCUCAGGAAAUGCAGCUAACCAAAAAAUAAGGAGGUGUGGUUCUUCAAGGGCCCCUGGAUUGCCGCGUAUUCUAGGAAAUCAUUUUCAUUUAACUCCCAACCUGCUUCUGGUUUUAACUAAAAUGUGCUGAUUCUUCCUACAGGGUUUUUUAUUUUUUUUAUUUUUUUUAUUUUGUUGUCAUUGCCUCCUCUAGUUUUGGUCAAAGUGAUUUAUGUCAUCGGGAAAGAGCUGGACCCCAAGCCCUCUGGCACUUCCCUGCCGCUGCCCUCUAUCAGGCCUUGCUUUCCCCACACCUGUCACCCUCAUCCUUGACAGGUGUCACUCUCCCAUAGGGAAAUAAGAGACAGAUCUACUGUAUUAAAACAAUCUAAGAUUUCUUGUACAGGACUUUUUUUUUCCUUUUGAGAUGUAAUAGAAUAUGUUAGAGUCAUCUGAACUGGUGGCAUUAGAUAUGCUCAAUAACACAGAAAGACGAAGCUGCUAUGUUAUUGAAUGAAAAAAAAAAGGUUAUUCAGUAGUAUGGACAGCAUGAUCUUAUUUUUUGAGAUAUCAGUACAGUUGUAUUAUCUAUGAAGAGCAGGGUAACAGAUGAUUUUCUAUUUUCUCCUGUUUAAUGGUGAUGCACUGCCAGGGCAGAAAAUUAAUUUUUUUUGUUGUUGUUGUUCAAGAAGCUGUGUAAAGCCAUUCUAAGGAAACUUGUUCCCUGUGGCAUAACUUCAGCAGCCAGUUGACAUUUCUGAAAUUUAGGAAAUUUUCAGCCAGACAGAAGAUUUCCCACAGCAGGCUGAGACUGCUUUCCUUAAAAGGCCUGCUCACGAGGCUGGUCCUGGACCCCCCUGCCUGGCAUCUGGGAGCUUGGAUUUGGGGAGUGUUCCCACCCUUCCCUAGCUGACAACGGUGGCUCGCUGCACCUAAACCGUUUGUGCAAACACUGUGGCUUAUGCUGAACACCUGCUUUCCUUCUGGGGGUCUGGAAGUUUGGAACAUGCUGGGCAGAGGGACUCCUGAGGAAAACGCUGGGUGCUCAGCCCCCCAGUGAGCCUCCCUGGUAAUGUUCCUUCCACAUGUGCUGUUGAACUUCUUGUCAGAAGAACUGAGGACGUCUUGUGUGACUCCAGAGCCCUGGUGGCACAGUGGUUAAGAGCUCGGUUGCGAACCACAACGUCAGUAGUUGGAAUCCACCAGCUGCUCCUUGGAAACCCUAUCAGGCAGUUCAACUCUGUCCAGUAGGGUCACUAUGUGUUGGAAUCGAUUCAAUGGCAAAGGAUUUGGUUUUGUUUUGGUUUGUGUGACUCUACUGGGAGAGGACUCUUGGAAGCUUUCGCCUGGCUGCCUUCAGACUUUGCCUCGUGUGCCUUUUCCCUUUGCUGCCUUUGCUUUGUAUCAUUUCUCUGUAACACAUCAUAGUCGCAUGUAUAACUAUGUGCUGGACCCUGUGAGUCCCUCUAAAAAAAUCACUGAACCUGGGGUGAUCCUGGGAACCCCUGACACACACUCACCGUUGAAAUGGAGAUCAUAUCUGUGGCUUUCCAGGUCAUUUUAGCCCUAGCACCUUUUGUUCAUGGAAACCCAGGGAGAUAUGCUCCAGACAAAAAGGGGAAAGGGGUCUGAGGCAGAUAUACCAGCUCCUCCCCACAGGUUCCAACUUAUAACUCAACUGUUAUGUCUUACACCAGAGGAAACUAUGGCCUGGGGGUUUAAGUGACAGGGAGCUAAGUGGCAGUAGAAGCACGGUCCAUAUACUUUUGAUGAGAACAUACAGAUAAAUGGGGCUGGCUUCAACCCCUCCAGCAUUGGGCAGCCCUGUCCAGCUCUAGGAUACCAAGAGUGGAUAGACUCCAUUAUAAGAAAACAGAAGUGUGGCCAGGCCUCCAGAACGGAGCACUGUGGUAAAGAAACCCAAUGGUACAGACACACGAGGCUGGAGCCUAUCUCCACAUCUCCAGCACCGUAUCUGAUCUCUAAGUGAAGUCAAAGACGCACAUGUGAAAAGCAGUCAUCUGCCCCUUCUGCAUUCUGCCAGGCUUUCUUUUGCUCCAGUUGACCCAGCUCUCAGUGUGCUGAUUUAGGGAUGUGGGCAUUUCCUUAUUCCCUAAAUGCUUCAGCUGAGCUUUGCCUCCCCCAGUGUUUUCAGACUCACCAUAAAGAAACCAAAGGAAACUGCAAGUAUAAACUACAUGGCAGAAAAACAUGGUGAUUAAGAGCGUGGAUCUGGAGACUGGACGUCUCCGCCCUGCCUUGUGUGAGCUUACUCUGGGCAAGUUCCUCAACCACCCAGUUUCCCUCUGUGUGAAACAGGUUGGGAUAAAGAUUAAAUGAGAUGAUGUUAUCUGAAACUCCUGGCCUAGGGCCGGACACAAAGAAAGCUCUCAAUAAGCGUAAGCUCUUAUUAUUAUUAAAAACUAAUAAUGUUGAGUUCAGAAAACACAACGUUUACAUAAAUAAUAAAACCUUAUUAAGCUUUGUGCAGCUUGGGCAGUCAGGCACUUGAGAGGAGGGAAGGCUGUCAUCUUUUUCUGGUCUUACCCAAGGCUGACCAGGCCUCUUUGAUCCCACCUACUUUUGUUACCUUCUCCCCUGCCAUCCCCUAAUGUGGCCUGUGUUUCUGAUGGAUCAAAGCCCUUGAAGCUCUCCAGAUGUGCCAGGCCUUCUCCCACCUACUAACACUUCUCCCUAGAAUGCUCUUUCUCCUUGAGAUCUUUUACCUAAAUCAGAAACUCUAAAGAAAAGAAAAUAAAAAAAGAAGAAAAACACUCUUGCCUUUUGGGUUCCGGCCUUUUCCCAGUAAUGGGCGUAAUACUGAAAAGUGACCAUGGAGGCAUCGACGUCAAAGGGGGCAGAGAACCUGAUGAUCAGUGAGCCGUCUCCUGGAGCCACCUCAAUGUUUUCUGGAGGCCCAACAGUAACUGAAAUAGAAAAACCAUAUAUCUACAUAUGUACAUAAAAAAACCUGCGUAUCUAUAUAUAGCAACCCUAUUGGACAGAGUAGAACUGCCCCAUAGGGUUUCCAAAGAGUGGCUGGUGGAUUUGAACUGCUGACCUUUUGGUUAGCAGCCAAGCUCUUAGCCACUGUGCCACCAGGGGUCCAUACAUAUGUAUAUAUUUAUUAUUUAUUUAUAGCUUUUGUAUUCAUUCGUUUAUUUAUAUAUAAACAACCAUAUGCAAUAUAUGCAUUACCCACCAGGGUGUCUUCUUUUGAAGCUCAUCAAAGUAUUCAGAUGCCCAGGAUUACCCAAGGUUUGCCUGGAAGAAGCCAGCACAGGGAGCUGGCACAGCUGCAGUGCAUCAAGCACCAGGUCACCAGGUUUGCCUGGAAGGAGCCAGCACAGGGAGCUGGCUCAGCUGCACGCAGCACCAGGGCUGCUUUCUCUUGGAAGGAGGGGUCCCCGUAGCACGGCACACGGUAGCCAGCGUGAGACUCUCUGGCUCCCAGGAGACGCCCAGGUGCCGGAAGCUGAGAUUCACACUCAGCAGAUCAGCGGUGGGCUCUUGUUGCAUAAAUGGACCCACUGAAACCUCCCCCAAACUCCAGAGCAUGUCAGAGGCCACGUGAGCAACAUGUCAGCCACAUCUGGACCCCAAACCAGAACAGGUGAUGUUAGACCUUCAGACUGAUCUGGCAGAGGAAGGGAAGUCUCCAGUGAGCAGAGAAACAGGUCUUGGAAAGGAGGAUUCACAGGGGCUCAGGUCUCAGACUCUAAGGAGAUGCUAGACGCCGUUCUGGUUUGGGGUCCAGAUGUGGCUUCCUGGAUUAGGAGCCAGUGACUCGUGUAACAACUCCACAGAAGAGCUUCCAGGGUCCUCACAAGGGACACGCCCAGUUACAAGAAUCACUGCAGGUCUCAGCAAAGCCAAAAGAUGCGGCUUCCCACAGGCAUUCACAGUUCUCUGGUUCAGAGGUAGUGUGGCCAGCAGAGGUCCUUUUCACCAUAAGCAGGGCUGCCUAGUAACAUAGUCAGCAGGACACUUGGGUCACAUUCCCCGAGAAACACAGCUGGAAAGUUAACCAAAGGCCAAAUUCUCAUGCAGAGAGGAAAAGAUUUUGUUAGCCCCUACCUACCACAGAUACAUCAAACAUCAAUAUAAAUGACCAAAACCAGUAUUUACAAACCUGUAAAUGCAUUUGUCUCUGUGUCUAGCUUAAUGCUAGACUCUGUUUGAACCUAAGAACUAAGAAAUAGGAAGAAAGGCCUGGUGAUCUGAAAGGCCUGAAAAACCAGCCUUGAAAACCCUAUGGUGGGCACAGCUCUACUCUGACACACAUGGAGGCGCCACGUACCAGAAUCCACUUGACAGCAACUGGUCAAGUUUUUGUGUUCAGGCUUUUUCUGUAAUUCACAGGACAGCCAAGGACUGCGGCUCUAUACACUGUAAGUGAAAGGUUAUGGUAUGUAUCAAGAAAGUGUUUACACUGAAAAAUUAACCCAAGCAACUCAAAGUAUGCGCUGGGUUCUCGAGUUCUUAGAGACCUGUCUUGGCAUGUUCUAUACCCACAGACAGUCACGUUAGUGACCUGUGAGCAGUGUGUUACAGCAAUGGGGUGGAUUUCUCUGACCCUGUCCACUCUCCCUCUUGGCCUCUCCCAGAGUGGCUGGGUCAGGCAUACGGUUUGGGCAAGAUUCUCUCUGUGCAAAAAUGACACGUCUCUAGAGAGUUCUCACCUGUGUCCUCUGAUCUUCUUUGUUCUCGGGGAGGAGCUAAGUCCAGACAGCACCCAGUGGCAGAGAUGGGACCAGGCCAGGUCCACCACCAGCCAAGCUAUGUGAGUGGACUGGCUGCUAGUGACAAAAGCUGCCUCGUUAGCCCUGUUCACAAGUGCUAACACACAGGUUCUCCAGCUUCCCUUUCAGCUGCUAAGUGAGCAGAGUGCAGGAAAGCAUGCCAACUGGCAGGGCAGGCCACCUGCUGCAGGCCUCUGCAUGGUAGGGAGUAUUCUCUUGAGUUGUGCAUGUCUGUUUCCACAUGACAGUGGGCAGAGAGCACAAGCGCCAGCCAGGACUAAUCACUGAACUGCCAAAAGGGCAGGGCUGAAAGACUGGCUCUUAUGACAAGGCCUAGAUAAAAGACACGCCUAAGCUGAGAGCUGUGACCAGUGAUGCCAAUGCGUGAGCAUCCCGCCCAGCGCUGAGGUAAGCAAACAUUUCCCAUAUAAACGGCCGGAUAGUAACUUAGGGCAAGUGGUUUCUGCCGCACCUGCUCAACUUGGCUGUUGUAGCAGGAAAGUAACCUCAGACAAUAUGUAAACAAAAGGCUUCACCUGUGUUCUAAUAAAACUUUAUUUACACAGGCAGGCGGAGGGCCGGAUGUGGCCCGCAGCAGCAGUGUGCCACCCCCUAGUCUAGCAAUCUCACUCCUUUGGCAUCAAUCUCCAUGGCAGGUCCUGGGGUUUCCCCACCACACCUGCCUGUUUGCUGGUCAUUUGGGGUUAAGAGCGAGGACUGAGGUGCUUGGAAUUAAUACUGCUCACUGCAAGAGGUAAGGGAAGAAAACCUAGGCAAUAUGAAGGAACUUAAUACCCAAGGUGUCUCACCAUUCCGGUAGUGUUGAAACCAAGGCACCGUCGCCCAGGCAGAGACACGUUCUCCGAGCUCAGCUUGAACACGCAAAGAGACAUUGAAGUGCCGUGGGAAACCCUGUGAAAGGCUGGCUGCCGUGAAGUUGCACCAGGUCUCAGUGGUCUUCGUACAAUUCACUCCUGACACGUCGCCCCACUCGCUAGCAGUGCUAGAAAGGAAAAAGGAUUUCAAUCCACAGAAUUCUCUCUCCUCUCACAGAUAACAGUUUGCCCAGAGCUCAUUCUCUCAACAGCUCUAUUGAGAAUUCACAUACCACACAACACACUGGAGUCCCUGGGUGACAUGAAGGGUUAAGUGCUCAACUACCAGCCCAAAGGUUGUGGUUCAAACCCACCUAGAGACUCCUCAGAAGACAGGCCUGGCCAUCUGCUGCCCAAAGGUCACAGCCUGGACAGCCCUAUGGAGCACAGUUCUAUUAUACACACAUGGGGUCACCAUGAGUCGGGAUCCACCUGAUGCCAACUAACAGCAGCAUACAACUCACCCAUUUAAAGUGUACAAUUCAGUGGUUUUCAGUAUAUUCAUAGGGUUUUACAACCAUCAUGAUCAAUUUUAGAAUGUUUCAUCAUCCCAAAAGGAAACCCUAUACCUGUUAGCAGUUGCUCCUCUUUUCUACAGCACCUAGUCCUGUUGUUGUCAGGUGCCGUCGGGUAAUUUCCGACUCACAGCGACCCCAUGUACAACAAAAUGAAACACUGCCCGGUCCUGUGCCAUCCUCAUGAUCAUUGCUAUGUUUGAGCCCAUUGUCGCAGCCACUGUGUCAAUCUAUCUCCUUGAGGGUCUUCUAUUUUUUGGACCCUCUACUUUACCAAGCACGAUAUCCUUCUCCAGGGACUGAUCCCUCCUGACAUGUCCAAAAUACAUGAGACGAAGUCUGGCCACCCUCACUUCCAAGGAGCACUCUGGCUGUACUUUCAAGACAGAUUUGUUCUUUCUUUUGGCAGUCCAUGGUAUAUUCAAUAUUCUUUGCCAAUGCCAUAAUUCAAAGGAAUCAAUUCUUCUGUCUUCCUUAUUCAUUGUCCAGCUUUCCCAUGCAUAUGAGGUGAAUGAAAAUACCAUGGCUUGGGCUAGGCACAUUUUAGUCCUCAAAGUAACAUCUUUGCUUUUUAACAUUUUAAAGAGGUCUUUUGCCGCAAAUCUGCUCAAUGCAAUACAUCAUUUGAUCUCUUGACUGCUGCUUCCAUGGGUGUUGAUUAUGGAUCCAAGUAAAAUGAAAUUCUUGACAACUUCACUAUUUUCUGUUUAUCGUGAUGUUGCUUAUUGGUCCAGUUGUGAAGAUUUUUGUUUUAUGUUGAGGUGUAAUCCAUACUGAAGGCUUUAGUCCUAAACAGCCACUCAUCUGCUUUCUAUUUCUAAAAAUUUGUCUACUCUGAGCAUUUCAUAUAAAUGGAGUCAGACUACAUGUGGUCUUUAGUGACUAGUUUCUUAGCAUAAUGCUUUCAAAGUUCAUGUGUGUUACAGCACAUGUCAGAACUCCAUUCCUUUUUACAGCCGAAUAAUAUCUAUUGUAUGGAUGUACCACAUUUUAUUAAUCCUUUUCAACUGAUGCACUUUUGGGUUGUUUCCACUUUUUGACUAUUAUUAAUGUAUAUUUGGCAUGUAUGAUGCUGGCAUGAACAUUCAUGGACAUAUAUAUUCUCUUUGGUAUAUAAGAGUUGAAUUGCUGGGUCAUAUGGUAACUCUGGAAACCCUCGUGGUGCAGUAGUUAAGGACUACAUCUGCUAACCAAAAGGCUGGCAGUUCGAAUCCACCAGCUGCUCCUUGGAAACUCUAUGGGGCAGUUCUACUCUGCCCUAUAGGUUUGUUAUAAGUCGGCAUGGACUUGAUGGCGAUGGGUUUGUUUUUUUUUUUGAGUUUAUGGUAACUCUAUGUUUAACUUUUUGAGGAAUUGCCAAACUGUUUUCUAAAGGGGCUGUACCAUUAUACAUUGCAGCAGUAUGUAUCUGAGAGUUCAGGUUCCUCCACAUCCUUGCCAACUCUUAUCAUUAUCUGUCUUUUGGAUUAGCCUUCCUAGUGGAUGUGAAGCUGUAUCACAUUGUGGUUUUGAUUUGCAUUUUCCUGAUGGCUAAUGAUGCUGGGUAUCUUUUCAUGUGCUACUUGGCCAUUUGUAUAUUUUCCUUGGAGAAAUGUCUAUUCAAGUCCUUUCCCCAUUUUUUAAUUGGUUUGUCUUUUCAUUGUUAUGUUGUGUCUUGGACUGGGUCCUCUAGAGAAGCAAAACCACUGAAGCAUGUAUUCACACACACACACACAUAUGAGUAUAUAAAGAGAGAGAUUUAUCUCAAGGAAAUGGUUCACACAGUUGUAGAGGCUGGCAAGUCCAUUACAAGUCCGGGGUCAGGCAUCAGGCUGGAGACCUCUUCUGACUCAUGUAGCUGCAGGGGCUGAUGAACCCAAGAUCAGCAGGUCUAAGGCAGCAGGCUGCUGGCUGCUGGCUCAAGUCCCAAGAACUGGAGGUCAGAUGGUAUUACAGACAUAUAUAUAUAGGAUGCAGGCCAUACCCUCAAAGAAUCUCCCCUUACAAACUGAUUGGCUGAUCAUAUCAGAUCACAUCAUGGAUGAUGACUACACCAUUACAUAACUGCCAAAUCACAUCAUCAUAUAACUGCCAAACUACAUCAUUACAUAUUUGAAACCACUGAGAAUCAUGUCCCAGCCAAGCUGACACACAACUUUAAUCAUCCCAAGUGGUAAAAAGUUCCUUUUUUUAUUCUGGUUACCAGUCCCUUAUCAGAUAUGACCUGCAAGUAUUUUCUCACACUCUGUCCCACAGCUGACCUUAAUCUCCAAACUCUGUGCAGCCCAUGUCUUAGGAACGAUCCUGCACUAAAAAUACAAACUCCACUCAUGCUUCCUCCUAGUGUGGAGCUGUGUUCACCCCAAGCUGCCCAUUUAGAGGGUUUGCCCUCACCCCUACAAAAACCCUCCCAAAGACACAGCAACACAGCCUGCGAGUGAACACACAUUCCCCAGAGCUCCAACGCCAUACGCCCAACUGGGACUCCAGUCCCAGCUCUGACCACGUCCUUGUCUUAUGUGAAAGACUUGAGAAAACCCUGCAGGUGGCUGCUAGGACCCUCACUGGGGAGCAGUGGGGAACAGACAGAACUUCUGGCCUAGCAAGCAAGGUCAGGGGGUCCCUCCCUGUCCCCCUGCCACCAGCUUUCACACACCACACGUGCUUCUACGUGUAUCCCUGACCCUGACUAAAAAAACCCAAAUUAAACCCAUUGCCAUUAAGUCGAUUCUGACUCAUAGCAACCCCACAGGACAGAGCAGAACUGCCCCAUAGGGUUUCCAAGGAGUGCCCAGUGGAUUCAAACUGCUGACCUUUUGGUUAGCAGCUGUAGCUCUUACCACUAUGCCACCAGGGUUUCCUGACUCUUGAGACUGUUAAAGUUCCAAGUGUCACUAUGAAAACCACUUCAAGACGUUGGCCGGCGUUUCUAUAGGAGAUGCCAGCAUUUCUCUUGCCAUAAGCGUAUGCCACCAAGCCCUAGGGUCGUGGAUUCGAAUGGGGAGAGGGAUCCCAAACCACAGACGCCUCCUCUCAGAUUGCGGGUUGUUUCAGAAGGGGUGAGUGACAUUUCUUUCAGGGUACACAGAUAACUUAAAGAUAUAAUGCCCGCCCCCCUAUCCCUCACUAGUGAACUUGAGUGCAAGGCCCUCUACCGCUCAGGCGCACCCCUACUGCUCACAGGCUCGCCCCCUACCGCUCAGGGGCACAUCCCCUGACUCACCAGGGAAUCACCCUCCCCUCUAACCCUGCCACUUUCUCAGAACUACUUUUUAAAAAAGUUUCUCAGAAAGAGGUUUAAAGAUUAGCCAUCCAUCCAAAUUUAAAUGACACUGACACAUUGCCAGCAGUUCUAGGGGAAGGGUGAAUGGAAAGGGUUCUAGUGUCCUAGAACGCUGCCCCCCUUUAUUUGCCAAGGGUAGAAGUAAUCUGGAGUCCUUGAAUGCUGGCGGAAAAGUCAGUGGUUCGCAUCCACCCACCACCCAGAGGCACCUCAGAGGAAAGACCUGGUGAUCUAUUUCUGAAAAAUGAGCCACUGAAAAUACAUAGCACAGUUCUACUCUGACACACAUGGGGUCACCAAGCGGCCAAAAGUCAGAAUUGACUUGACAGCAACUGUUUUUGUUUUUUAUUUUAAACUGGCUUAAAAACAAUUGGAUGUUGGCCCAUUUAAAUGAGUGAUGGAACGAACAUUGCCUCAAGAACAUAUGACAGCCCAACGCCAGCCUCCGGCCCAGGGUUCUGUUGAGUCACGCAGCCUGAACUCCACCCAGGAAGUCCUCCAGGCUCCUCCUCACAACCACCCAUUAUGGCUAUUCCCCACCCUCACCCCGGAAUUAUCUACUUUAUAAAGCAACCCUUGUCAUGAGAGGGAACACGGAACAGCUGUCAACUGUGUGGAUACUGGAGCUGGAUUAAAGAAACCCGUUGCCAUCAAAUCGACUCCUACUGGCAACCCCACGUGUUGCAGAGCAGAACUGUGCUACACAGGGUUUUCAAUAGCUAUAACCUUUCGGAAGUAGACCACCAAGCCUCUCUUUUGAGGAGCCUCUGGGUAGAUUUGAACCACCAACCAUUCGGUUAGUAGUUGAACACUCAACUGCGCUACCCAGGGGCUCUGUGUAAAGCUAGGGUUUGUAUUUUAUUUCCAAUCUAAAUCCCAAAGCUGCCAGGGCUGUGCUGGCGCUUGUGGUUCAAUACUGCCUGAAUGUUGGGGGGCCGAGGAUAUCCUGAUCCCUCUUCCGAGGCUUAACCACGUCUGAGCCACCCAUCCCCCUCAGGCUAAGGACAAUGAGGCUGCUGUCCUCCUCAAAUGUGUGACAGGCCCUGCUCACUGACACGCCCUUGCUCACAGUCCCUAGGGACUUGGCUACCUGAAAAACUAAAGAUUUCAUUGUACAGCCUGUUAGACCAUAUACAAAAGGGUUCGAUAAAUCUGUCCCUUUUCACCUAACCAUUUCUCUUCUAAAAAUACAGAAAAAACAGCCAGAGAUUAUUUAUGUAAAAGGGCAACCAACAGAACACUACUUACAGCAGUGUCAAGAAACAACAACAAAAAAACCCAGUUAACUAUGUAAACCUGCGUCAGUGGGGAAAAGUUAAACACAACAUCUGUACUACACUCAGGGCUGCCAAACAGCUAUUUUUGGUUCGAUUGCUGAGAAUUUGCAUUUUGACCCCAGAUAUACUGAAUCAGAAUAAAUAAAUAAAUAUAUAUAUAUAUAUACACACACACACACACACACACACAUAAAAUUUAGUAUAUCUGAGGUGGAAAUGCAAAUUUUCAGAAGGGGUUGAACCAAAAAUAACCAGUUCGAAGCCCUGUUUACAUCAUACAAUAGGGUAUGCAGCAAAGACAAUUACGUGAAAAAUGAACAUACCUAGGUUUGCCAAAAGAAAAAAAGGGAGGAAGCAGGAGCCCAAAGUCUAAUCCCAGCGUUGAUUCAUUUUUACACAUACGUAUUCUCAAACAAGUGAAUACAUUUAGAAAAAAGUCCAGAGAGGAAUACACCAAAGUAAGGAUAGGGAUGAAUCUUGGAGUGUAGAACCACAGGUCAUUUUAAUGCUAUUCUUUCUACUUUUCUUGGAUAUUCCAAAAUAAGAUCCAAAAAAUUUUUUCAAAAUUAAACAAAUACAUUUUAAAAAAUCCAAGAGGCAAAAGGAUUGGAACUUUUCAUUGUGAGUGAGUGGAGGGAUGAUGGGUAGCUGUAGAAAACCUGGCAGAUGUACAAUUCGGUUGAACAGACUGGCGUGGGUGGGUCCCAGGAGUGAGUACAGCAGGUUGGGUAGGAUGUGGAGACCUGGCGAGGGCCCUUCAGUGCCAACUGUGGCCAGUGUCACUGCCCAGGCCUGCCCACUGUCUGUAUCUUCAAGGAAAACCAGGAAUCAAGUUUUGUCUUUUUUUAGUGUAAAAUCUCCAAAUAUUUUAAUGUUGGCAACUAACUAGGAAAAAAAAAAAAUUAGACACUGUUGGCCAAAGAACCUGGAGGCUACUAUUU